AUGUCUGCUACAGCAUCGCCACCCCUCAUGACUGCCGAGGACGAGACCAUGGGCGACCUUGAUGAGCCGCCCGAACCCCGCGCGCAGCGCCCUACACCCUUGGUACUUCAAAACACCACGACUGCAUCCUUUACAAAAUCAAAGCCCGUCUGCGACCGCAAAGAAUCGCUGCUUACCUCGGCACUCAAAUCGGGAUCUACUACAAGCUCCCCUGUCGACAGCCGGUCCGACACGAGUCCAGUCCGCGGCAUGUCGUGUGUCUCGACAUGGAGCAACAACAGCGGUACUACUGAUCUUACAAGUGACGGAGGCUUCACAAGCCCUGGAACUCGACCCUGCACGCCCAGCCCCCCGCUCCCUGCGGCAUCUUUUCAUGGCACGUUGCCCAUGUUCAAUAACAAGCCAUUGGAGUUGCCAAUCUCAAUCGCCUCGCACGAUGGCGACAACACCAUUUCAGUGCACAAGGUUGUGCCCCCACAAGAUACCGAGCAGAACAUUGAGGCAGUUCUCGGAAGGAAGAGACGCAUCAUGUUUGCAUGUGGCGCCAAAGAGGAGAAAAAGAAGCCAGAAGAAGCUGCCGAGAAACCCGCUCCUGCCGCUGUCGCUGUCCCUGCCUCGGAAGAGCCUCCAAAGCGUGUCAGCACCAUCAAGUUUGCAUGCCCAUCCAAGCCUUCAGAAGAAGCGCUUCCAAAGCCUGUCGCAGCCAAACCCCGUCGAAUGGCCAGCCCAGCUCCACCACCACAACGGAUCCUUUCGUCUCCCAAAGCAACCCAAAAAGUCCAUCGCGAUUCUGACUCGACAGUCCGUAACAAUUCACCUGUUAGUGUUCGGAAAGCCCGCCCAGUUGAUCGGACCCGCCGCUUGAGUGCCAACUCAGAUCUAGCUCGUUGUGAGGCAUACCGCUUCCACGAGUUUGCUAGCUCGGAGGAGGAGGUUGAGGAGUGGACUCAAGAAGUCACUUGCCACCGAAGCAGACUAACAGUCCAAGACACACUCAAAAUUGAGAACAACCUACGCAAACUAGGCGAGGAAGUUGCAGAAGAGGAGGCGAUCGAGGAGGAGGAAGACGAAGAAGAAGAGGAAGACGACGACGACGACAUUAUCGAAAUGGACGACGACGACGAUGAUGAUGAUGAUCACGAUGACAGUGAUGCGCGUAGCGAAACCACCGACGAGGGUUUCCGGACAGAUGACGAGAACGGAUUCGCUGGCUCCGAUGAUGAAAGCGAUGCAGGUUCCGACUACAACUGGUGGGCCCCUGGAGCAUCAACCGCUGCGACAUCAGUGGAGCACCUGGAACAGCUUCGCCUAAAACCUACCCGCACCGUGUCUGAGUCGUCAAUUGGAUCUCUCGAAAGCCGAGAUGGUCUCAAGAUCAUGGACAAACCACCAAAGCGGAAGAAGUCCAGGCCGGUCAACAUCCGUGUUCCAAGCCCCGAAUUGCCUGACAGCACCGACUUUGUUUGUGGUACCCUUGAUGAAGAUAGGCCGGCAGAGGAGGCAUACAUGUCGACACUAGAACGCCGACGUGCUGCCAAGCACAAGCCUACUCCACAAGACAUUGAUCCUACCUUCCCCACAUCGGAUCCCGAGCUUCCUGAUGACGAAGAGGAUGAGGUGUCCGAAUGCGAGAACCUAGCCUCAGAGACCGACCAUUUGAUGAUGCACGGUCGCAUGGAUCCGGAUGCCGACUUGCGCGGUCGCCGCAAAGACAUGAGCAAGAAGCGCUCGCCCCUACCUUCACCAAGGCGCCUGCGGUCACCGCCGCCCGCCAAGCGUGGUGUGCAUCGCUCACCGCCGCCACGCAAGCUGUUUGGCAAUUCUCCUAAGCGGCUUCACUCUCCUCCACCUCCCAUGCGUCUUCGAUCGCCACCACCCACUCGCCGCGGCUCUGUCAACCCCUUGGCUGCUCGCCAGCGUAGCGACAUGUCGAUACGCUUUGCUGGCAUUGCCGAGAGACCCGUGCCUACCGUCUCUGCCUCUGUCCCACGCACGUCCAUCACCAUGAGGAAUCCGUUUGAUCUUGAGGAAGAAGAUGAUGAUGCCGCUGACAUGCCUGUGCGCCGAGCCAUUGACAUCAAGGUCGGGCUUGAGAAGAAGAAGCAGCGCCGCAAGGAGAAGCUGUACAGAAAGCAACAUCGCAAGGGCACAAAGGAGAAGCGUCCUGCCCCCGGUCGUGGUGCAGAGCGCAUGCGUGAGAUGGGAUUGGCUGUUCAUGCCCACAAGGGCAAGAACAACGGCUUCCAGCCUUUCCAAAUUCGCCACGCAGCAGAUGAGGAGGAUACAUACGUACUUUCUGCCUAG
Messenger RNA from Bipolaris maydis ATCC 48331, 2304 nucleotides. RefSeq lists its product as uncharacterized. The record is from RefSeq and is a predicted model, not a curated record. NCBI's taxonomy places the organism in Eukaryota, Fungi, Ascomycota, Dothideomycetes, Pleosporales, Pleosporaceae.